Penicillium macrosclerotiorum is the source of this 1176-nucleotide messenger RNA. RefSeq names its product putative cell division control protein Cdc31 (gene cdc31). Gene Ontology annotation, cellular component: half bridge of spindle pole body; mitotic spindle pole body. Lineage: Eukaryota; Fungi; Ascomycota; Eurotiomycetes; Eurotiales; Aspergillaceae. Gene Ontology annotation, molecular function: microtubule binding; calcium ion binding. The transcript has a single exon. The record is from RefSeq and is a predicted model, not a curated record. Bases 1 to 1176 code for a protein of 391 amino acids. Gene Ontology annotation, biological process: spindle pole body duplication.
AUGGCCUCGGGCCAACCCUUCGCGUCGCGCUCGUACGCCGGCACCAAACUUCCAGAUCGCUCCGCCAACGCGAACGCCAUGCCAUUCAGCGCCUCAUCAUUCUCUCGCCAUCGCGGCCUGGGGGCUACUGCUCCUGAAUUUGGCGGCGCCGAAGGUCCCAAGCAAUCACAGCAGGCCCCAGUGGUCCCGACCGCUGCGCAAUCGCACGGCCCAGCACAGGAUACGAAUCCGCUCAGUCGGUUAACCGAAGAGCAGCGAGAAGAGAUCAACGAAGCUGUAAGGAUUGAAAACCCCCCAGCCCCUAAUCUCCCGCUCCCUCAUUUCUACUCUACGCCGAGUCCCUUGCAUCGCAAAGUCAUCAUCUACGCUCUGAAGGAAGACGCUCAUGGUCCCCGGCAAAACCCACACUGCGCCCCCCACCAAUCCCCAUUUGCAAACAAUAAGCACAGAACCAAAGCACGAGAAAGGAAGAAAGACCAAGCUAAUCUCACUGCUCAUCUCUUCCCACAGUUCACUCUCUUCGACCUCGACCGCGACCGCCACCUCGACUACCACGAACUCCGCGUCGCCUUCCGCGCCCUCGGCUUCACUCUCGCCAAACAAGAACUCAUCUCCCUCCUUACAACCUACGGCGUCCCACGCCCCCAAGUCCAGCAGCAACAAGGCCACGCCAAUCCCCCGCAAGCGCCGAAGGGCAAUGCCGGCGCAAACCCGCACCACCCGUCUAACCUGCUCAUGCCGUUGUCAUCGUUCCAAGCCGUGACGGCGUUGAAGAUCCUCGAGCGUGACCCGCGCGACGAGAUCCUGCGCGCGUUCGAGCUGUUCGACGAGGGUGGUAAGGGGUUCAUUGAUCUGGAGGAUUUGCGGCGUGUAGCGCGGGAGUUGGGCGAGACAGGGCUGGAGGAGGAGGAGUUGAGGGCGAUGAUUGAGGAGUUUGAUCUGGAGGGAGCUGGGGGGGUGACGAGGGAAGCUUUGUGUGGGGAUUUGUUGGCAGUGAAAGGGGAAAGAAAGAGAAGGAGAAUGUGUGUGACGAGGGAGGACGUUCGUAUGGACGGCUGUGCUCUUGCUGCAUGGGGGUUUUUACGGUGUUGGGCUCUGGUGCUUUUUUACUCUCAUUGGUUUUUGGCCGACUGGUUCUUGUUUGGUAUUUCCACGGUGUUUUGUCUAUUUUUGUAG